AUGAUGGUUCCUACUAGGGGAUUCCCGGUUGACAGACUAUUUCGAUUGGCAGUUGCGAAAGUUCCAAAAGGAUCCGUGUCAUCUUUGGGAUCCAUGCUAUCGAUGAACGCGCAAAGUCCCAAUAACAGCAAUGGUCAAGUUCGUUCUGCAUCCUCCAAUAUUCGCGAACCAAAGUACUGGGCUAAUCCAGAUCUCAGGCAAUACAAAUUCUGGAAUCGCGACAACGAAUCGUUUGCCAAAGAAAAGUAUUCCUACUUGCUGGAAAUUUCACCCGAAUCCUUGAAACGAGAAGCCCGCAUUAUCAGUCUGAAUGCCCCUGACGACUCCGAAUCUUCAGCUUUGUUCAAGAAGGGCGCUCUGUUACCCUCGGGCGCUCACUUUCUCGGGCAGGGACAAACGUUGGACGACUUUGCCAGUUUGAAGGCUUUGCCAUCCACACAGCAUCCAACCACACUGUUUGUGUCCCCUUCUUGUCCGAAUGCUCGCAAGCAAUUGCCGGAGGUCUUGGCGGCAUUCCCAUCUAUUCAGUGGGUCCACGUCCGUUCGGCGGGUAUUGACUUUCUGAUCAGUGACGAACUGACAGAAUUUCAAGAAUCGGUCUACUUCACUAAUGCCAAGGGUCAAUUUUCUUCCAGUUUGGCGGAAUACGUGAUGAUGGCAUGUUCCUACUUUGCUAAAGACCUGCCCCGCCUCAUGAAGAAUCAAAACAAACAGAACUGGGAUCCAUAUGAAAUUGAAGAACUCCGUGGCAAGACGCUCGGAAUUGUCGGCUAUGGUGAUAUCGGACGGGCUUGUGCCAAAUUGGCUUCGGUGUAUGGGAUGCGAAUUGUUGCUCUGCGUCGUCACCCCUACUUGUCACGUGACGACCCGUACUGUGAUAUUGUCUAUGGACGCGAUGCUGACAGUUUGCACACACUAAUGGGAGAAUCUGACUACAUUGUGUGUUCUGCACCUUCCACGGUCGAAACAAGAGGUAUGGUCAACGCCGAAGCCUUUGACCAUGUCAAACAAGAUGCCGUUCUGAUCAAUUUGGGACGGGGUCCUGUCAUUGAUCAGGCCGCCAUGACCAAAGCCCUGCAAACUCGUAAACUCAAAGGAGCGGCCUUGGACGUCUUUGAUCAAGAGCCGCUUCCCAAGGAUGACGCAUUGUGGAAACUUGACAAUGUCUUGCUGAGUCCGCAUAAUAUGGAUCAAACAGCUACCUUCAUGACGGAGGCAACAGAUUUCUUCUUGCAAGAGAACCUGCCACGGUUCUUGUGCGGCGAAGAUUUGCUGAAUCCGGUUGAUGUCCAUGCAGGCUAUUAA
Cylindrotheca closterium is the source of this 1305-nucleotide messenger RNA. The record is from the annotation of a GenBank genome assembly. NCBI's taxonomy places the organism in Eukaryota, Bacillariophyta, Bacillariophyceae, Bacillariales, Bacillariaceae.